This is a messenger RNA of Lagenorhynchus albirostris (white-beaked dolphin), 4783 nucleotides long. Its product is annotated as amine sulfotransferase-like. The record is from RefSeq and is a predicted model, not a curated record. Gene Ontology annotation, cellular component: cytoplasm. Lineage: Eukaryota; Metazoa; Chordata; Mammalia; Artiodactyla; Delphinidae. The transcript is spliced from 9 exons. Gene Ontology annotation, molecular function: sulfotransferase activity. The coding region runs from base 3136 to 4017 and encodes 293 amino acids. Gene Ontology annotation, biological process: sulfation.
GAAAAAAUUCAGAGAGAAGAGAUUUCUUUUUUCCAAGUCUCAAUCACACCCAUUGACAUAAAAGAAAUAGAGAAUGACAUCAGCACGUUGGUGGCGUAAGAUAUUCCUUUACUCUUCUCCUUUGAUUUAUAACUAAUUGGACAUCCAUAACCAAACAAAAGUGACUCUGCACAGCACACCAGGACACCUGAGAAACAUCCAUUUUGUGCAUCUGAAAGUGGGUGGGUUGGACCUCGAAGGAGACUGUGGAGCCGAGGGUGUCACGGCUGCUAUAGAGGCAAAGGUGGCAGUGGUGGCCUCUCUAGCCAAGGAGGUGGAAAGGUGUUUAGUGAAAAUCUGUCUGGCUCCCCCGGGUGCAGCUGGAGAGACCUGUUGCUCUCCAGCAGCACCUGUAUCUGUGAAGAGACCUCAGUGACCGGGAGGAGGGAAAGGAAAGGGAAGAAGGCAGACAAAGAGAAUAACGGAUCACAUUUCCUGCUGUCCACCCCAUGAUUUCAGCAAGAGGACAACCCACAGUCCCCUGGGACUCCCUACGGGCUCUAGACACAGCCAAAGCCCCAGUGCUAUGCAUAUAUCUCUCCCACGCUGCCACCACCUUCUUUUCAUGCCAUAUUUUUUAGGGUCACUCCCAACUUUAGUUGCAAGUCAGCUCCACUAAAAGAAACCAAAAAUUUGUGCUAAGAGCCAGCUUCUGGAAAACAAAAGAAAGAUUUCUAAUUGUCGAUCUGUUGAACUGUUGAAUCAAGGUAAACAAAGCCUUCCCUAAAUAAGAAAGGUGUUUGCCAUUUCAAAUGAGAUGGUAAAGGUGCAUUUUAACAUUAUCACACACUAGGAAAUUGCCCAGUAAUACGGCAUCACAAGAAGAAAACAAUUCUUCAGCAAAGCAAUCGAAAGACACAGAAUGCUGCAAUCUAACUGAUAAAGAAUUCAGAUGGCUGUUUUGAAGAAAUUCAACGAGGUACAAGAUAACUCAGAAAGGCAAUUUAAUGAACUUAAGAAUAAAAUUAACUCUAUGGAAGCUGUUUCCCCAGCAGGAUGCAAACUUUGAUGUCUCCACUCAUUAAAAGAAAUUAAAAGUUGCAGUUUUAUAUUUACAUAUGGGCCUGCAUAGCAGCAUAGCUUAGUGGUCAGUCAAUAAUAGGUCAGAGUCUGUGCUUAAAUAAUUUAAGCUAGUAAGUUUUCCACCUUUUCACCCUUAUAAGACUGGAAAUGAAUUAGAAAGUUCACCAACCAUAAGAUUCAGUUUACUUGCCUUAAUUUAUUCACUUUAGUUGGAAUCUCAUAAUUUUUCUCUUCUAUUAACAUACUUUGUCUUCUAGAAAUGGCUUAUUUUUUAACAUUUAGAAAUCGUGGAAAAAGGCAGUCUGAGUAAUUAUAAGGUCAAGUGUCUGUCACAUUAAACUCUUAUUUUCUUAGCAGUAAUGAUUUCUUCGGUAAAAAGGGAUUGAAGCCUUCCUUGGAUUAAGUUUUUAUUUAAUGAAAGGUGACAAUAGGAAAGAUGAAACUAUGAACUCCAAAGCUACUAAGAGUUGUUCUAAGUGAGAAAUACAAUGUGGCCUUGCCUGGUGCAGUGGCUACGGGACAGGAGUGAGGGGAAGUGUGUUAGGAAGAGCUUGAGUUAUGUUCCAAACCAGAUAGUGUGUAGUGGUUGGUGGAGUCUAACAGAUAAGAAACUGGUCUAUAACCCUAUUGUCUAUGUUACUGCGUCCUAUAUUUGUUUCUUAGCUCAUCACCCUGUAAGAAAAAGUGAGGUACCAAACCCCACAGAGAACUAAUGAAUAUUUGGCUUGGGUUGGAGAAGAGAUUAAAGUGGGUUGUAGGAAGUUUUGUCCUGUUAGUGCUACCUCCUCACCCAGGUGCUGUCCAUGUGCUUGUCCCACGAGGUAUCAUUGGACACUGGAAACAUCACUUGACCAUGGAGCAAAAUGAAAGAUUUGACAGAAUUUUCCAAAGGAAGAUGAAAGAUUUUCCCUUGAAGUUCAUCUAGGAUAUAAACGAGGAGUAGAAUCAAUGUGAAAGAAUCAUAUAAAAAAAUCUGCUAACCAGGGAGCAUAUUUUAAUACACAUAUUAAUUUGUGCUGUUCAUACAAAUGUUAAUUAUACAAUUUUAUUACAAAACAAAGUGACUAAACUGUGCUUAGAUUAGUUGUCAUGAGUUUGAUGAACACAUUGAAAUUUUGAAAAUUAAAAUGAUUUGAGAGAUAGUUUGCAUUUGUAACCUAUAUGAUAAAGGGAUAGACAAAAAGCAUGCAACAUGAAUUGUAAAUGUAUGGAGAGAGUUUUCUGUAGUGUGUAUACUUUCUUUAUAUGCAAUUAAAUUUAGGAUCAAUCAAACAUUAAAAAUCCUUUUAUUUUAUUUAAACCUUAAGUCUUUGGUUUAAAAUCAUUGUGAAUGUCAAAAUAGAGAAGUCUCAUGUAAACACAAUGCAUCUAUUAAUAAUUUACCAGAUCACAAAGUCUGAAGGGCAAUCAAAGGUUCAAAAAUGGAGUAAUUAUUUAAUGGUUCAAUUAUUUAACUAUUUGUUUGAAAAUAGUUUCGGUUGUGUAACCGAAAGUGGGGUCUGGCUGCUCGCCGCUCAAAAGCCAAUAAAGAGGCAAGGUUGGUGGAAAGGAAAUUUCCGAGGCCUGCAACCGGGGUGGGGGGAAUGUCUGUGCCAGGCCAACUGCCCCCCACUGACAAUCGGGGGCAAGACCUUUCUUUUAUAGACGGCGCGAGGUGGCUACAUGCAGAAACAGCACAGUCAGCUCUGACGUCAUCUUGAAAUCGGUCAUCGGUGGUCUGACCAGUGUCAUCUUGAUUGUUUUAAGUACAGUUAAUCUUCAGUUCCAAGAACACUAACCCUGAGAGAACAAAAAUAUUCUUCGGAGAAAACUUGAAGUUAACUCUUAUCAUGUCCUUGAAGUAAAAACACAGCCCACUUUGCCUGGGACUUCAGCCUUGGGUUAAUUAGAACUUCAAGCCAAGGGAGGAAAAAAGAUUGAGCUAGCUGUUUACACCCUGGAACACUACUCAUUGGCCAAGACAAACUCUGCAGGGAAUAUUUCUUUCUCAACCACAAGUGGAUCGCUAUCAUCCUUAAAGUGAUAUCAGGAGUGGAUUUUGCUUCCUCAGUUUAUCUGUAACAGUGAAUAAUUAUGGACAACACAGACACAUAUUUAUUGAACUUUAAAGGCUGUUAUUUUCAACGUUCUUUAGUUGAUGUUGACCUUGUAGAACAUUUAGAUGAUUUUGAAAUUAGAGAUGAUGAUGUGUUUAUAAUUACAUAUCCAAAAUCUGGUACAAUCUGGACUCAGCAGAUAUUAAGCUUGAUUUAUUUUGAAGGACAUCGUAACAGAAGUGAACUGGUGAACACAUGUGAUAGAGUCCCCUUCCUGGAAUACAGUGCACAAAAAGUGGACCAUGUCAACAGACCAUCCCCUCGUCUCUUCACUUCCCACCUCCCAUAUUAUUUAGCACCGAAAGGUCUCAAGAACCGAAAAGCUAAAAUUGUUUACAUCUAUAGAAACCCCAAGGAUGUUUUGACUUCAUAUUUUCAUUUUUCAAAUUGGUUAGUUACAUUUGAACCUUCCGAUAACAUAGAACAUUUCAUGAAAAGGUUUCUAGAUGGAAAAGUGAUGGGAAGCCUUUGGUUUGAUCACAUCAGAGGCUGGUAUGAACACAGACAUGACUUCAAUAUUUUGUUCAUGAUGUAUGAGGAGAUGAAGAAGGAUCUCAGAAGUUCUGUGCUUAAAAUCAGCAGUUUUCUUGAAAAAGAACUGAGUGAAGAGGAUUUGGAUGUUGUUGUGAACCAGGCUACAUUUCAGAACAUGAAACUUGAUCCACAAGCGAAUUACGAUCAUAUUCUAGAAGCUGAAAACUGGACAAGAACAAAAGAAGGAGAUUUCCUGCGCAAAGGUACCAUCGGAGACUGGAAACAUCACUUGACUGUGGAGCAAAAUGAAAGAUUUGACAGAAUAUUCCAAAUGAAGAUGAAAGAUUUUCCCUUGAAGUUCAUCUGGGAUAUAAAUGAGGAGUAGAAUCAGUGUAAAACAAUCACAUAAAAAAUCUACUAGCCAGAAAGCAUAUUUUAAAUAUACAUACUAAUUUGUGCUGCUCACAUAAACGUUAAUUAUACGACUUUAUUAAUAAGCAAAAUGAGUAAGCUGUACUUACAUUAGUUGCCAUGAGUUUGAUGGACAUUUUGAACAUUUUAAAUUAAAAUGAUUUGAGUAAUAUUCGGCAUUGGUAGCCAAUAUGACAAAAGGAAAAAUAGCAUGCACAAUGAAUUCUGCAUGUCUUUUGAUUUGAGAUUGAGAUUUCUCAAAUGAUUGAGAUUUCUGUUGAGUGUAUUUUUUUCGUUAUCUAUAAUUACAUUUAGAAUUAAUCAACAUUAAAAGUCCUUUAUUUCUUCUAAUUAAACAUUAAUUCUUUGGUUUAAAAUCAGUAUGAGUGUUGAAAUAAAGAAAACACAUGUAAACACAUGCAUCUGUGAAUAAUUUAUGAGAUCACAAAAUCUGCACUAAAGGGCUUCCCUGGUGGCGCAGUGGUUGAGAAUCUGCCUGCCAAUGCAGGGGACGCAGGUUCGAGCCCUGGUCUGGGAAGAUCCUACAUGCCGCGGAGCAACUGGGCCCAUGAGACACAAUUGCUGAGCCUGCACGUCUGGAGCCUGUGCUCCGCAACAACAGAGGCCGCGAUAGUGAGAGGACUGCGCACCGUGAUGAAGAGUGGCCCCCGCUUGCCACAACUAGAGAAAGCCCACGCACAGAAACGAAGAUCCAACACAGCCAUAAAUAAAUAAAUAAA